Molecule: messenger RNA, 294 nt
Organism: Oppiella nova
Lineage: Eukaryota; Metazoa; Arthropoda; Arachnida; Sarcoptiformes; Oppiidae
Source: the annotation of a GenBank genome assembly
AUGAAUAGCAUUAAUUGGCGAUUAGUUGCUGCUCUGUUUGUCUCCUGGGUUAUAGUUGUGGCCGCACUCAUCAAAGGGAUCCAAUCUUCGGGGAAAGUUGUGUAUUUUACGGCAACCUUUCCAUAUGUUAUACUUAUUAUUCUGUUCAUCAGAGGAAUAACACUUGACGGAGCUAUAGAUGGUUUGCGUUAUUACGUGACCCCCGAGUGGAGCAGAGUUAAAGACCCGGGAGUCUGGAGGGAUGCGGCCGUUCAGGUGUUCUAUAGCUUUGGAAUAGGUUUGCAUUUCUUAUAA